GUCACGUAAAAGAAACAACGGAGGGUCAAGUUUGGGUACUAAAUUUGGAGUGGUGAGCAUGGCAGAAUACACUGCGUUGGCAAUGAAGUUGUUUGAAAACAGAAGCACACCAACACAGCCUAAUGUUCUGUCCAACCAAUCAGGACCGUACAUUGAAACCAGCCAAUCAGGAACUUUUCUGGAGGUGACUUUCAGCAUAAUCGCUGUCUUAGCUUUCGCGCUCAAUUUCAUGUUUUGUGUUGUGCUGUUGAAAAAACCUUCCAUGAUGCAGAAGCCGUACAACUUCCUGCUGUUUAAUUUGGCCAUCACGGAUUUGCUCACAGCACUUUCCUUGGUUGCAACACCAGGCUACGUGAGCAGACAAUCCUUGUUUCCGAUUCCUUAUGGAAUUGGUGGACACAUGUUCUGCACACUAUUAGCCAACAGGUAUCUCCUGUUUACAAUCGCCAAAGUGUCCAUUUUACUCGUCACGUGCCUUGCCAUAGAGCGCUGGUGCUGUGUGCUGAAGCCGGUAAAGUACAUGGCACACUUCGGCCGAAGGCGCCGUACCAUCUACGUGGUGGGGUCAUGGAUACUAAGCUGUGCGCUACAAAUUCACAAAAUGUUCGAGAAAAGACUCCUCGGAAAUAAAUGUGUGUCUGUCGAAGCUCCUUACGGUCAAGAGGGCGCGCAAACGUUAAUAGCAAUUUACGGCUUCGCGAACUUUAUAGUGCCGUGUGUUAUAACAUGGCUGAGUUUUGCUCACAUUAAAUUUCGACUACCAAACUCUCCUACUGCUGGGCAGAAAAGUGCAGGCAGACGAGCCGGACAGAAAACUGUUCUACAACUAUGCGCACUGACAGCCGCAGUCUUCACUCUAAGCUGGCUCCCAGCCCAAGUCAGUUACACUUUGUACCCCUUCGGAAUCACGGAUGUAACAAGUUCGCUGCACAAAUCGUGGAAUGUAAUUGCGUUUCUCAAUUCGUGCGUAAAUCCUUUAAUAUACUGGUAUUAUCAUAAGGAAUACAAAAACGCAUUCAUUAAACUCUUCUGUGGGUGUAAGGCACUGCAGCUUCAAGCUAUUAAACCUCUGCACUGUAAUUCUAGAAGUCACGACUUGCCGUUAAAGCACAGAACUGGUGAAUUACCACCACCGAAAAAGGAAUCAUUCCUCUGCAUGGACGGGCAUUUAGUGUAGCAACUGUGUCACGGAAGUGUCUUUUCUGCAGAUACUUUGAUUUGCCUAACCCAGUCGUCUUUCCGCGAUUCAUUGUUGGAGAGUAGGGCUCUUUCAAUGAUCAACUUGAUUUUACAGUGAAAAGCGAUGAGAAAAAAAGAAUAUAAUAAAAUUCCACUUUACUAGGAACAGAUCAUAUACACCUCUACAGGUUCUACACCGAUGGCAUCAAGAAACAAACUGUUCUUUCUUCGUCUCUUCCAGACUUGAAAAGUUCAACUUUCAAUGUCGCUCAUCUGGUCUUUAAAUUGUAAUUACAGGAAUUCAAAGAUGUUUCCACGAGGCUUUGCUCUCUUUUGUCUGAAGUUUCGAGAAAUUUUCAAGAAUCGAGAAAAAAAUUCAGGACUUUGCGAACCGAAGUGUUUACUAGCUGCGUCGAAGACAAGACUGAUUAGAUCGGGGCAUUAAAUAACACGGUUAUUGAAAAAUCUUGAGCUGCUUCAGUCAUUGAUCUCUUUCCAAUCGUCCAAAUUAAAUUUGUAAGGCGAUCGAAGAACUAAUGCAGCGGUUUCAUAGAAAAUGAACACCGUCUUUAAUUCAAAUGUCACCACAGGCCUCUUAAGAGCCUCGUUGUCACAGACGGACCAAGCUUUUCAAAGUUGAAGUGAAGGCAGUAUUUUUCCCGGCGUACAUUUCAAGCUAACUUUUAUGUUGCUAAGUUCUGGUACGUUUCUUGUUGGAAGCUGUGGUGGUGUGAUGCUUUCACCACCAAAGACAGGACCAGUACAGAAAAAAAUUUAUAUCAUUUUGUUAGGGGGGAGGAUUAGGGGAAGGGCUUGACCUCUUUCUUCUUUUAUCACCUCCAUUUAUUGGGCCCCCGUCCUCAUUACAGCCCAGUUGAAAAGUUAUCGGGUUAUCCAUCAAUUUUCGAGAUUGGGUAGGGUUGACUUCUCCAUAUAUUAUAUUUAUCUCCACUGGAGUGCCCCUAUUGAGUGGGCUUGUAUCCCGUUCCCACCCUUGUUAAAAAUUCAGUUCGUCAUCUAUUUAAGUAGUUGAGAGAGACAAAAUAAUUCUUAUCUUCCCACAACUCCAUCAGAUCCCUUUAAGCAGUUUUAUGGUAAAAUUAGGAAAAUGGAAGGUCUAGAUAAUAUUUCAUGUCUUAGGAGCAAGGUGAAAAUCGACAAGAACACAGAAAGCUGUGCAACUACUUUUAUAUCAGUAUCAUUAAAAAAUAACUUACUUCAUUAGCAAACUUGAUUACACUGUCUCUUCAAAACCCUUAUAUUAAAAUGCUAGCUCUGGAUCAAAUCAUAACCUAUAAAUUUCUACCAACUACAAACUAGUUUAAUGUGGAACAAUAUGCUCCAAAUGUGUUUCAUAAUUCUCUGUUAUUUUCUAGAUCUACCUGUAAAUUAAUAAAUAUCACACUUCAUUACAGGUUGCUACAAUUAUAUAUAUGACAUAUAGAAAAAGUACUAAAACAUAUUUUUGAGCAACCUUAGGAUUAUAUUAUGCUAAGUAGAUGUUGCAAAACAAACUAAUCUGAAAGGUAUAGACCAAUGAGGACACUGAACACUUUUUACUUCUUUUCUACAAGUAGUUCUUCUUUUCUAGCUUAGGCCAUCCAUUAAGAUAAACUCAGUUUCACUGUAAAUUAGAGUAAAAAAGCAUAAGAAAAGGAAAUGGAAAAGAGCUGCCCAAAAAAAUGUUUGAAAGAGGGGUAGCUCACAGUCUUAAUACAACUAAUUUUUAACUAUACUAAACAAAGAAUGGCUUUCUCCUUAUGUACCCUUUCAAAUACACCACUGCGAAAGUAAUAACAAAUACGUAUCACUCAGGGCUCGACACUAACUGUUCAACUUACUAGCCAAGUGGCUACUGACAUCUUAGAUGUUUUUAGA
Molecule: messenger RNA, 3057 nt
Organism: Stylophora pistillata
Lineage: Eukaryota; Metazoa; Cnidaria; Anthozoa; Scleractinia; Pocilloporidae
Product: allatostatin-A receptor
Biological process (GO): G protein-coupled receptor signaling pathway
Cellular component (GO): membrane
Molecular function (GO): G protein-coupled receptor activity
Source: RefSeq, a predicted model, not a curated record